GAAUCCUAGAUGAAAGUUUUAAACCAUUUACGAAUAUAACUAAACAAUCUAUAGAAAUUUUUAGAGAUUCGAGGAAAAAUUUCAUAUUGCCUAUGAGUACUAUGUUAAAGGAUAUUUGCGAAAAGUUUGUUCAAGAGAAACAAGAAAAGUAUAAUAGACCUUCUCAAGUAUAUGGAGAUGCAAUAUUUGGUAAAUUUUUAGAUGAACCCAAGAAAUUGAGAGAACUAACAAAUCAGAUUUUGACAGUUUUAAAUCAGGUUUGGUCUUCUUCCAAAUGGAAGGCAU
Messenger RNA from Racocetra fulgida, 285 nucleotides. The record is from the annotation of a GenBank genome assembly. NCBI's taxonomy places the organism in Eukaryota, Fungi, Glomeromycota, Glomeromycetes, Diversisporales, Gigasporaceae.